Capsaspora owczarzaki ATCC 30864 is the source of this 3858-nucleotide messenger RNA. RefSeq lists its product as hypothetical. Gene Ontology annotation, molecular function: protein binding; RNA polymerase I core promoter sequence-specific DNA binding. The transcript has 6 exons. Gene Ontology annotation, biological process: transcription by RNA polymerase I. The coding region runs from base 196 to 3726 and encodes 1176 amino acids. Gene Ontology annotation, cellular component: fibrillar center. The record is from RefSeq and is a predicted model, not a curated record. Lineage: Eukaryota; Filasterea; Ministeriida; Capsasporidae.
GCCUGGUAUCUGAUCCGGUCAGUCUCCAUUUUGUUUGCUCUUCUGUUCCUUUCUUCUUCUUGUUUUUUUUUUUCCAAUAGUGUUUCUUUGUCGGUGUCGGUGUGUGUACUUGUACUUGUGUCUGUGUGUGUGCGUGUAUCUUGUGCGCGUCAGUAGGCUGCACUUCAAUCUCAGUCUCAGCAACUGCGCGCCCAAAUGCAGUUCCCGCCAAACCCUUCAGCGGCGGCUGACUAUGGCGUCCAGGCAGCCAUGUUCAGCUACACCACUGCGCCUGCAUCCGACCCUGAGCCGCCUCUUCAGACGUCCCUGUCAUCAUGGUCGCUGCCAUCGUCGCUGCCAUCGUCGUCGUCAUCGGCCAUGAGGCGGCAGGUGCAGGCGCUCGUGUUUGCCAACGACACCCUCCCGCCAGUCGCUACGAGCGCGGCAGCCGCUUCAGUCGUGCAGUUCUCGCAGCAGGACAAGGCGUCGGGACUGCGGGUGGUCGGUGGACGCGGCGGGCUGCUUGGGCGCUCCUCCAAUGCUGCCGCUCUACCGCUCACGUCCGUCGGCGGGAGUCUGCACGGUGUGCGGCCGCUGUUCCCGCUGCUGCCAUUCGCAUAUCCCAAGCUGUACAUGGAUAUUGAUGCUGAGCAUUCCCAGCACCAGCCGGGCGGCGGUGGUUGGUCGGGCAAGAGCAGCACUUCCGACAAGCUACACCGCUCGACGAGUCUGAAGCUGCCAGAUGCACUCGGAUCGGCCAUGAUUCCGCAAGAAGUGCUACAGGACUUGCUUCGUGGCGACUCGGGCGACGGGAAUACCGCGACUCCAGAACCGGAACACGUCUCGUCCCAUCCCGCACCCAGGCUUGGAAACACGCUUGUUUCAUUCCCGCUCGACCUCGUCACGGCACCAACUGAUGAUGGCCCAAAUGCUGCUCAUCGUGGUAGCCAUUCCACUCAGUCUGAGGCCGCUUUCCGAGCUGUCGCCUAUGUGAGUGGACCGCUUCAAGACACAAUCGCUCUACGACGCUAUCACAUUGACAAAACAGGAGACAGUGGUCGAGCCUCUGGUGAUGUGAUUCAACUGGCAAUGCGCGGCGGUCCAAUCCGUCAACUCGCCUGUGGCACAGAGCACAAUGCAACAUUCCAGCCGGGCCUCCUUGGUGUGCGGGGAAUGUAUUCGGCUCUGCUGUUUGAUACAAGCAACCUCCAAAAGACAGUUGCGACCCAUUGCGCUCGCCCCGACACUCGCUCGUCCUCCCGGGCGCUUUCCUUCGAUAUUGAUGCGCUGCAAGACGACUCGCCGCUCAAACCCCUCUUUUGCGAAACAUUCGACACGCAACUUGCUGAUGUUUGCGUUAAUCCGCACAUUCCGUCAGAGUGUGUGAUUCUAUCAGAUCAAGGCACCGUACGAUUGUGGCAUGCGCGUUUCGGGCUCACGGUCGAACGCGCUGGCCACUCCUCGCCAUCCUCGUGGCGUCGCGCUCUAUUUACGCAUCAUCCGCGCGUACUGUACGAAUGCGAUGAGCAUUGCGUUUCUCUCUUUGAUUUUCGGGAUCCGACACGAGCCCGGUCAAGCAUUUUAACAUUGCCACAUGCCCAAUUGUCUGCUCUAGGCACCAGCAUCUGUGCGGCUGCCGCUCCUCAAGCCGACCAAUCUGCGAGCGAUUUACUCUACGUCACGACAUCAACGUCAAUCUGCGUUCUGGAUAAGCGCAUGACGCAACGGCCGUUGCUGUCUGUUGUCCAUCACUUGCAGCACGAACCGCCGACCAUUCUGCAGGUGGCUGUGAAUCCUGAAGACCCGCGCGAACACAUUGUGCUAGCAGCCAAUCGUCACCGCCAGGAAGCAAUUGGGCUUGUUGUUCAUACGGCGACGACGACUGAAGCGUGGUCGCCUGUUCCAUUUCCGUGGACGCCGCGACUCUCGCUCCCCCAGCAUGAUUUGGCGCGUGUUGAUCCGCACCAGACGCAAUCCUUGCUCAGGCCGCUUCAAAAGGAGGCGCGGUUUGCCCUCCGAUCAGAAGCCCUGUUUGUCAAGGCAGAGCGACCUGCACAUCUCUCACUCGGUGAAGAUGGUGAUGGUUCAUCCCUGAAGAGCGCCAAUACGCAAGCAUCUUCAUCGGAGGUGAGCUCGGAACGCGACUUUAAAGCCGAAGACCAGCAGUCUUCCAACGCUGCUGCUGCUGUUAUUGCCGCCGCCGCCGCCACAUUCAUGGGCGGUGUGGGCCACAAUGAUGCCAACCACGGGCUGGGCGCUGCGCCCUUUCCGCAAGGCAUCUCCACCACCAUCAAAUUGCCGCCGCGAUUCACAGCGAUUCCCUUCCGAGUGGCGAGUUACAAUACGCUGUCGCUUUCCACGCUUGCUCAGCGGCUGACCAGUGCGCCCAAUCGAUUGCAUGCUGCUCUGAACGGACUGGCGUUUGUUGGGCCUUUUCAGCGCCCGGGACCCAAUGACGAGCCAAAGUGCUGUGGGCUGCAUGUUUUGCUCUCAUCGUCGUGGGGUGACGUCUUUUACCAGCCGUUUGAACUGCCCGGGGGCAUGAGUGAUAAGAAUGCUUCUUUCCCCUCCGCGUCGUCUUCCUCCGCUUCCUUGAGCGCUUCCUUGAGCGUUGCGAGGAAUGCCUCGGAGCGCCGCGUCGAUGAAGGGCUUGAAGUCACCUUGUUCCGGGGCGCGCCACCCUCGCUUCCUCGGCAUGAAAGUGUUCUCGCCGAUGAGCAGCAGAUGCGUGACUUGCACGAGGCUCUGGCAAACGUCAAGGAACAUCAGUUUAUCGACUUGUCCAAGGUCUAUCAAUACAUGUUGAGCCCACCCGCCUACUCUGACUCCCUGCCAUCUUUGGAGGAGCUUGACGCGCUGGACGAGCAAAUUGUCGCCCGCCUCAAAACUGGUCCAGCCACAGAACGCGAUCUGGCUGCUUUGUUACUCCCAGUGCGUCAGACGCCACUGUCCGUCGAGCAGACCUCGCUCCAAGCAGCGUUACAGCGCCUCGAGCGGGAUGGAACGAUUUGUUUGCUUCAUUCGCGACCUGAUCCGAUGCGUGAGCUCGAGUCAAGGUCUUCCUCCUCAAAUAACGCGGUUGGUGCAAGCGAAGCCCGGCACACUAUUGCCUAUGCAUUGACCACCAGCGAGCUUCUUCAGCCCUCCGAGCGCUUGCUUUCCGAUACCAAGUCGAUGGUUGUGCCAAAUUCGACCGGGGCACUCGGGUCAUCGACACUUCUGUGGCAGUACAUGCAAGAGCGAUGGGACGCCAUGGCAACGUCAGAAACGCCCGCGGAAGCUGUCGAUGACGAGAUGGACGAAACGCUUGGCGAUUUACAGCCCGUGCGCAUCAAGACAUCCUCGAGCCAGAGCAGUCGAAAGAAGAGUGCCCUUCGAGCGCAACGCGCAGCAGCAGGAAACGCUUCGCCCGUUGGUUCUCCGCGCUCCAACCGCGGCGUCACUUUCAAGUCGGUCGCCGCUGCAGGCAGCCCCCUUCCAUCGGCAGCGUCGCCCUCUCUCUUCUCUCAGUCGGUUUCUCGCUCAGGCUCUGGUGCUUUUACGCCCCCGCCCGUCCGCAGUGCAGUCACGCUUUCGCUCGACUUUUCACAGCCGUCCGAGUCGCCGCUCUCACAAAGCCUGUCAUUCUCGCAGAGCUCAUCCAUCUUUCCAGCCUCUCAGCAGUCGACCAGCGGCGUUUCCAAAAAGCGGUCGGGAGACAGUCAACGAGGCUCGCAGUCGAAAAAGCCGCGCGUGUCUGGAUUUUAAGCGAGCGAUGGGCUUGUUAUUGGCUUUUUGUUUCCCUUCUUCUUCGUUUCUUCUUGGAAACUCGUUCUACGAGGAUACAUUUGAAAUUGUUAACUAUGAUUCAUAUUAAUACAUCGCUACUAGACUUUCGGC